CCUCCCUCCCCGGCCCCACCCCUCCGCCAUGCUCCUCGCAGCUCUGCUAGGAGGGUGCGCGCUCCUAGCACGCACCGCGUCUGCCUUCAAUUUCAUCGUCGACGACUCCUCCGUCAACGAGUGCGGCAAUGUCCAGUUCAACUUUACAGCUGGUAGGCCACCAUACCAGAUCACUGCCAUCGGCGUCUUCGACAUGCCCAUGAACGUAACCGUCCCGCAGAGCGCCUUGACUUCAAAUGGCGGCGCUUAUCUCUGGGAGCAGUUGCCUUUCAAUGCUUCCUCCCAGGUUGUCUUCGUCAUGUCGGACGCCGACGGCUUUGCGACCGGUGGUGCCUCCAAGCUGUAUACCGUUGGGUCACGUCCUUCGGGCGCCCCCAACUGCCCCCGCACCGACGGAAACGUUAGAUGGACCUUCGCCGUCAACCCCCUUGACCCAAUCGAGGAGACUCGUCUGCCUCAGUGCAGACCCGUCACGUUCUCAUGGGAGGGCGACUUUGUCGCUCCCGUGAGCAUUAUCGGCGUCAUUCCCAGCGGCAUGGUCAUCUCUGGUGGCUCGAGCUCUGGUCGACAGAUCUCCUACCCGGUUAACGUCGCCCUUGGCUCCGAGAUUGUCUAUGUUUCCUGGGACGCGCGCGGCGUGACGGGCGGCACAAGUUAUGUGAUGCGCGUGACUGAAGGCGACACGAAAUGCUUGGACGGAUCCACGGCCAGCACCACCCCCGUACCGCCUUGGAACCCAAGCCAGACGGGCUCGUCGCAAACGGCAUCGCGCACUCAGGGCGGCAUGGUGACAGUCACAGCCAUCCAAACCGUCGUGCCGGACGGCUCAACGGCGCUGACGUCCGGCGCCAUCGCCGGCAUUGUCGUCGGUGUCAUCGCCGCCGUCGUCAUCCUGCAGGCCCUCAUUGUGUGGUUUUGCUGCAGGCGACAGCUCAAUUCCUUCCUCGCCAACCGCAAGAACAGGAAGGAUGCCCGCCGCACAUCGGGCGGUAUUGACCUGUAUGAGCAGCACCCAGGACAUGACGGGUUGCUCGCCUCGGGCACGUCGAUGCGCGACAACCACCGCCGUGCAUCGCGCGGCGCAUACGCCGACGACGAUCUCGGUACGACGAUCUCGCCCUUCAUGGGUGGCACGACGGACAGCGACUCGUCCCCGCGCAUCUCGAUGGUCUCGGGUGGGACAGGCAUGAACUGGGCUCCUCUGCCGCCUGGAGCGGCCGUGCUUCCCUCCGACCGCGGGUCUGGGUCCGACUUUACCACAUACCCGCCGACGAACGGGCACAGCCGCAUGCAAUCCGGCGGCACGGGGCAGUCUUCGUCGCGCCUGCCGAUGAAGAUGCAGCUCGCGCUCGCCAACCCCGACAACCGCAACGUCUUCGACGACGGGCAGCCGUCGCUCAACACGCCGGUUGCCGGUUUCCGGCGGCACGAAGAUGCUGGGUCGCUCAGCCUUCCCGCCACGCCGGACGAGCCCGAGGACCUGCCGCCGACGUACAACCCGCAGUGGGGUGCGGGUGGGCCCCAGCGGUAGUACAUGUCUUGAUCCACAACACGACCUGCCACACGACCUGGCCACACGUCCCCUCAUCCCGAACCCACGCCCUCCACUGUGCAUUGAUGGACCCUUGAUGUAUAUUAGCAGUUUAAUAGCGCUUGCUGCGCGCCCUCUACGCCUCGCCGGCCGGUGGCCCGUGGAUCUCCUCGUAAUCGUAAAAUUGGUAGUGUUUGGACACACGCUCUGCAGGGCCUGGCAUGGGAUCUGGCAUCUGUC
Cutaneotrichosporon oleaginosum is the source of this 1771-nucleotide messenger RNA. RefSeq lists its product as uncharacterized. The record is from RefSeq and is a predicted model, not a curated record. NCBI's taxonomy places the organism in Eukaryota, Fungi, Basidiomycota, Tremellomycetes, Trichosporonales, Trichosporonaceae.